CCGAUCGAUUCUGGCUCGUCUUUCUCUUUGCCUGUACCAAGACUGCACUGGCACAUAAAAUUCUACAUAUCUGAGUUCAGCUGGCCCUAUAACUGGUAUAUCUUUCCAAACCAAAUAUAACCUUGUCGCCUUCACCUCAAAUUCCUCAGCAGGCAUGGAGGCUGUUGUACCACCAGAGAUCACCGCUGAGCUGACCCAGAUCCUUUCAAAUCUCGUCCUAGGCGAUAAUAAGAUUAGAGCAAGCGCAGAAAAGGCUGUCAAUGAUCGUCUUUCUCAAACACCAGAGCUUUACCUGCUCGCCCUCGCGCAAUUCGCGAUAGCAGCUGAUACAGAAGUAAUGAGGACUUUCUCGCUUGUGUUACUUCGUCGCUUGUUAUUUCGUACGGCACCACAACAAUCACCACAGACUCCUCGCUUGACGCUAUACGACCAUCUCUCUGUGCAAUCACUGACCACACUAGAGCGUCUUCUCUUGCAUUCGCUAUCUCAUGAGCCUCUGGACAAAGUGCGCCGCCAAGCGGUUGAUACCAUCUGUGAUCUCGCGAACAACUCCAUGUCUCGCGGUCGGCCAUGGCACGCUUUACAGGCGCAAACUUUCAGUAUGACACAGACUGGCGAGACGGGUUUUCGAGAAUGUGCUUAUCGUGUAUUCGCUGGGUGCCCAAACCUCGUCAUGGAUCUACAAACCGAUGCUGUUCUCAGUGUAUUCCAGAAAGGCCUGCAGGACUCUCAGAGUGUAGAGGUUCGACAUGCUGCUCUCCGUGCUUCUGUCUCCUACUUGACUGCUUCUGACGCACAUCAACUGUCACAAUCGCUCUCAUUGCUCUAUCCAAUGCUCGAUACCCUCCCUACACUCCCAAACGUGCAUCUCAAACUAUUCCUUGGCACGCUCACACCUUUGUGUAGCACUCAUCCUACUCUAUUCCAACCUCACUUGGGCGCUUUGUUGGCCUUCUUACCAGGCCUUAUCAUGCCGACUGCUGAUCCUGGUCCGACGCCAACAGUUGCCAAGCCCUUCCCCAACACACAAUCUACGUUUACUUUCCCUCCUGGAGAAGAUCAAAAGCCCGCCGAUACUGAAGCGACAGAAGCGAAAGAAGACGAAGACCGAGACCUAGUCAGGAAAGCUGCUCUCGAAUUAAUGAUCAGUCUGAGCGAAUCCAAACCGGCCAUGGUUAAGCGAGUCGAUGGAUGGACUGCUGCAAUCGUGAGAGCGUGCCUCGAAGGGAUGGGAGAACUUCCUGAAGAUAACUUGGAUGUUUGGCUGGAUACGGAUCCAUCCGAGGAUCCCUUGGACGAAAAUUACCCUCAAGUGUACGAGCACUCCAUUGAUCGGUUGGCAUGUGCUCUUGGGGGUAAAGCUGUACUACCUCCAGCUUUCCAACUCAUACCAUCUAUGUUAGCAAGCUAUGACUGGAGGUUGCGACAUGCUGGUCUGAUGGCAAUUGCCGCCAUCGCUGAAGGAACAAGCAAGUUAAUGCAAGCUGAACUAGGAAAGGUUAUCGACUUGAUAACGCCGUUGUUCAAAGAUGGACAUCCGCGCGUUCGAUAUGCAGCUUGUCAAUGCGUCGGGCAACUCUGUACUGACAUGGAAGAAAUCAUACAAGAACGAUACAGCUCACAGCUGUUCGCUGCCCUCAUACCUGCUUUAGAAUCUCCAGAACCUCGGGUCGCUACGCAUUCUGCUGCUGCACUCAUCAACUUCUGUGAAGGCGUGGCUCGUGAUACUUUGAUUCCGUACCUUGAUCCCAUUGUAGAGCGUCUUCUCAAAAUGCUUAAUCCAGAGGCAACCGAUGCAAAACGUUAUGUCCAGGAACAAGCUAUCACAACACUAGCUAUGGUCGCAGACGCUAGCGAAGCCACAUUUGCCAAGCACUAUGCCUCAAUCAUGCCGUUGCUCCUUAACGUCUUGAGAAAUGCGAACAGCCCCAAUUACCGCAAGAUAAGGGUCAAAGCCAUGGAAUGUGCCGGACUAAUAGCUAUCGCCGUUGGCCGUGAAGUUUUCCGUCCAGAUGCCAAUACACUUGUUGAGAUCCUUAUACAAAUACAAAAUAGUCCUAUCGAUCCCCAAGACACCCUGCUGGCUAACUAUCUAAUCGCGACAUGGGCAAAGGUGUGCCAGGCUCUAGGACCCGAUUUCGAGCCCUAUCUCCCAGUCGUCAUGCCACCUUUAAUCAAUGCCGCAGGCGCGAAAGCGGACGUUGCUAUAUAUGAUGAAGUAGAAGGUCGACCAGAGCAUAGGGACGGAUGGGAGACAUUGUCAAUGGACGGUCAGGUCGUCGGCAUCAGGACUUCGACCAUUGACGAGAAGUGUUCAGCGUUUGAGACCCUCAUCAUAUACUGCUCAACGCUCGGCCCUCGAUUCGCACCGUAUCUCUCUCAAUGUCUCGAGCUCACGCUGCCUUCUCUGCGGUUCUACUUCCACGAAGGUGUGCGAGAAGCAGCUUGCAUCCUCAUCCCAAUGCUCUUCUCCUGCGGCAAGCACAGCGGAACCCUCACCGCACAAAUGGUCUCCGCAACCCUCGCCCAGCUCACCAACUGCAUCACCAUCGAAACCGACGUCUCCUUCGUCGCCUCCUACUACCGCUCCUACGGCGAUGCCCUCCGCGUCUUGGGCGGAGGCGCAGCUAUCACGCCCGAGAUCCUGAAUCCCAUUGUCGAGGCGACAAAGGUACAGCUCCAAGUCCUCGCCGAGCGUCGAAAGACCCGCUCACAGCGCCCCGCGUCCGACCUAGAGGACGAGAAGCACGAGCUGGCGCUGAUCGAGGAGAUGGAGGAUUUCGCGCUGGAGGAUAUGGGUAAGAUGGUGAAGCAGCUUGAUCAGAAGCACCCUUUGCUCGUUGCGAUCUCGAGCGUCCGAGAGUUGGGCUGUAGCAAGUGGGAUAGUGACGAGGACGACAGGGACAGCGAUACUUGACGACUAUGCUAUCAUGAUGAAAGAAAUGACUUGGUUUUUGUUUGAUUUCUCUGUAACGAUGUAAAAGAUUUAGUGCUUUGAUUUCAGUACAUGUCACGGCGAGUUGUUUAUAGAUUCUAUGGUUUUAAUUCCAUAAACGCUGUAACACUUUCACUUUGCGCAUCCAGAACACUAAAGAAGCACAUCCCAUAACAACACUCUUCUUGCGUCUAUCAUGUCCUAGCUGAAGGACAGGCGGGUAAAUACUGUACAUCUUCCUUAUAUUACGUCCAAAGAUAUCAAAGCGGAAAAAAAGAAAAGAAGGAAGGAAGGAGAAGGAGAGAAGAAAGAUUGAGAGCAACAACCAGUUGACACAUCACCCCUCUGCGCCAAGUCGGUAUCGUAACAACGCCAACAAAUAGGGGAGUGAGAAACACCAACAUGUUCAUAAACUCAUGAAAGCGGCCAGGGGAGGGAUGAAAAAGCAACGAGUAGAAAGAAAACAAGGAGGAACAGUGUGUGAUGAGCAGCUUAAUGGGGGAGUGUACAUGAUGAAACAAUGCAUAUAGACAGAUAUGUGCAGAUACGAACGAGAAGAAUACGCAUAUAUAGACGACGACAUGAUCGAGGAUAAUCGAGCUUGGAAAACCGAUAUUGACACACUUUGAAAGUGUCCCGGUUAGAUUGCAGAGCCGAAUGAGAAAUUGGACAACAAAAGUCUUAUUUCCUGACUGCGAUCCAAGGCCAUAGGGUCAAGUUAGGUUUCCCAAUCCUGGUUCGAAAUAUUGACCAGAUAUAAAGCUGCGGGUUCCUUUGCGACGGCGGGUAUGUCGCCAUAGUGUUCGUGCUGCCAAGUACCAUCGCGAUUUCUGGUAGUCGAUAAAGUAGAGAGGGGAUGGAAAGGGUUCGAGAGGGAGUGUGAUUAUGGCCACAGCCCUCGCGGUGACUUCUGAGGGAGCUGUGGGGGCUGAAACCAGGAAUAGUUUGUAUGUAAAGUAAUGCUGUGAGAUGAUGAUUGGCUUGUGAGGCCUGAGAU
Serpula lacrymans var. lacrymans S7.9 is the source of this 3932-nucleotide messenger RNA. RefSeq lists its product as uncharacterized. Bases 155 to 2917 code for a protein of 920 amino acids. Lineage: Eukaryota; Fungi; Basidiomycota; Agaricomycetes; Boletales; Serpulaceae. Gene Ontology annotation, cellular component: nucleus; cytoplasm. Gene Ontology annotation, molecular function: nuclear import signal receptor activity. The transcript is spliced from 15 exons. The record is from RefSeq and is a predicted model, not a curated record. Gene Ontology annotation, biological process: protein import into nucleus.